AAGCUCGGGGGGUGAUUAGGCUUUCCGUGGAUCGACAAUGCACUCGACCAAGCCAGCACUGAUACUGCUCGUUCUGGCCAUUGGCGCCAGCUGCGUGGUGGCCACCCCUCGGCCAGGCCUCCUCGACGGCGUCUGGCAGGAGCUGGGCCACGCUGGCCAGACCAUCGUCAACGGUCUGGUUGAGGCCGCCACGAACGGAUCAGAGAUUGCCGGCGAUUUCUUUGGCCAGGUGAAGAACUCCACCUCCGAGUACCUGGAGCAGUCGGCGCAUUACGCCCAGAAGAUCGCCGAUGCCCUGCACAAUGCCGUUAUCCAGAGUCUGGGCGACUUCUCCGACGCUGUUAAGGAUGCCGCCGCUGCUCUGCAACGCGGCAUCAGUUCCUUGGCCGAUAAGGCCAAGCGCCAGGCCCUUCAAGAUGCCCUGAGAACCGUGCUGGCCCUUCAGAAUGCCACCUCGGAUCUGGAGUCUACUCUGGACAACAUCACUGCCCAGCUGGAGGAGCAGAAGCAGAAGCACGCAAAGGAGAUCGAUGUUGCCUGGAAUCAAUGGGCCGAGGCCCAGUUGGAUCGCGUCGAUGAGCAGACCAACGGCCAGGGCAACGACGAUGCCGAGGAUGUCCUCAACGAGUUCCAGAACCGCUACUCCGGCUACAUCCACGACUGCCUCCAGCAUCUGCAGAUCCACGUGGCCCUCUACGAGCAGAGCGUCCACCAGACCGUCUCCGGAUACCACAACGCCACCGACGAGCUGAUCGUCCAGAUCCAGCUGUGCCUGGAGUCCAACUCCGGACGCGGCACCUGCCGUCGUAACAUCAACAAGGCCGUGCACAAGCUGCAAGCGGCUCCUAGGGAUCUGCGCAGCCUGAAGCUGAAGGGUCUCGGCCUCCUGGCCGUCGGUCUGGAUGCCAGCGGCUGUGUGGGCCAGACCCUGGCCGAGCACGAACUGGAGAAGGGCAGUGUGGAGCGCAAGCUGAACGAAAUCAUCAAACGCAAUCAGGCAUCAGGAACCACUGAAGCUGAUGAGACCACAGCCGACGACUCUGAGUCAGAAGAGGACUAGGAGCACUCCAAGAUGAAGAUCACAAAAAUCGCGACACUAUAUUAGCCUAGUUAUAUUUUACUUUAUUCGGUGUGGGGUUAAAAGGGAGUAGAAUAAAAAAUCUUUUUUCAAUGCAACAAA
Messenger RNA from Drosophila bipectinata, 1180 nucleotides. RefSeq lists its product as uncharacterized. Lineage: Eukaryota; Metazoa; Arthropoda; Insecta; Diptera; Drosophilidae. The record is from RefSeq and is a predicted model, not a curated record.